GACAUGUUGAAAUAUCGCUGCCGGUAUUCUAUACAGAGUGUAAACACAGCUACCCGGCAGCCACGUUGGAGGAACCAACUAUAAGAAGCAAAGAUGUGCUCCUACACGACGCACGUGCAUGUGUGCACCAACUGCGACGGUGAAGACACGGUGCUCAUAUCGGAGCAGCUGUGCCCCGUGGCCAAGGCAAGCGGCAUCUUUGGAAGCUGUUUCCAGGGGGUCCUCAGCCAGCGGGAUGCUACAGCGUACCGGUGCUGGCAGUGUAGAGAGAUGGCUCAGCAUGGAGUUGAGCUUGGGAGCAUGACAUCUUAGGUGUCAAGCAUGAUCCGAGGGUUCAAGCUUGAGAAAUAGGAGUUGAAUCUGAUGUCCGGGAUGAGGUUAAAAGACCAGGAAAAGAGCAAUCAUCAUGUAUGUGUAGAUCUUCAAGGGGCUACGAUACCAGGUCAGAAACACUCUUACAUGUAUGUGCAGAGGCUAGGUAGUUGAAAGGAGGAUCCAGGUGUACUGUAC
This is a messenger RNA of Canariomyces notabilis, 510 nucleotides long. RefSeq lists its product as uncharacterized. The transcript has 2 exons. NCBI's taxonomy places the organism in Eukaryota, Fungi, Ascomycota, Sordariomycetes, Sordariales, Chaetomiaceae. The record is from RefSeq and is a predicted model, not a curated record. The coding region runs from base 94 to 312 and encodes 72 amino acids.